AUGCGGGAGGUUGGUGUGCCGGACGAGGAUCUGGCGAGGAUUGAGAUCAUGUUGCCGUUUGCGGCGCUGGCGAAUACGGUGCCGAUGCUGUUUUGGUUGGUCUGUCAUGUCUUUUCGAGGAGGGAGCUGGUGGAGAGGUUGAGGAGGGAGGUCCAAGCGGGCAUGGUUGUUAAGCCGCUACAUUCUGAGGGUGGUAAUCAAACUACCAGUGAGGUGGGAGGUGAGGAGGGUGGUGCGGAGGUGGUGGUGAACGUCGCGGCGGCGGUGGUGGAGGAAAAGUGUCCUCUGUUGAUGAGCUGCUACCGCGAGACGCUGAGGAGGACAGUGCAUCAGGUUAGUACGAGGACUGCGGUGCAGGAUACCGUGUUGAUGGAUCGGGAUGGGAGGGAGUAUCUGCUCAAGAAGGGGAGUGUGGUGCAGAUGGUCAUUGGGGCUGGCCAUGGAAUGGAGGAGUACUGGGGGGAAGGUGUGGAUGAAUUUGACCCAGAGCGCUUUCUCAGCCGCAAGGGAGACGGUGAGGACGGGCCGGGCAGUUCCAAGGCUAUGAAGACUGCUUUUCAGCCGUUUGGCGGCGGGAUGCAUCUCUGUCCUGGACGGGCCUUUGCAUUCGCCGAGAUGAUGGCGGUCAUGGCGACGCUGCUGCUCGGAUACGACAUUGAGCCGCUGGAAGGUUCCAUGUGGGAGCUGCCAGCUUUUGCGACGAGGUCCGUCAUCGACGCGGUGACGAAGCCGGCCAACCACGGCGAGGGGUUUGGCCUACGGAUCAGGAGGCGGCUGGGCUGGGAGGGCGUGCGGUGGAAGUACGAGCUGUAA
Parathielavia appendiculata is the source of this 813-nucleotide messenger RNA. RefSeq names its product cytochrome P450. The record is from RefSeq and is a predicted model, not a curated record. Gene Ontology annotation, molecular function: oxidoreductase activity, acting on paired donors, with incorporation or reduction of molecular oxygen; heme binding; iron ion binding. NCBI's taxonomy places the organism in Eukaryota, Fungi, Ascomycota, Sordariomycetes, Sordariales, Chaetomiaceae. The transcript has a single exon. Bases 1 to 813 code for a protein of 270 amino acids.